This is a messenger RNA of Branchiostoma floridae (Florida lancelet), 1735 nucleotides long. RefSeq lists its product as uncharacterized. The record is from RefSeq and is a predicted model, not a curated record. NCBI's taxonomy places the organism in Eukaryota, Metazoa, Chordata, Leptocardii, Amphioxiformes, Branchiostomatidae. Bases 452 to 1735 code for a protein of 427 amino acids. The transcript is spliced from 9 exons.
GAUAGACGAAUGUGCUUCUAAUCCGUGUCAAAAUGGCGGAACUUGCGAAGACAGGGUUAACGGUUACGUAUGUACUUGUGCUCCUGGAUAUGAAGGAGACAACUGUCAAACCGAUGUAGAUGAAUGCACCUCCAAUCCGUGUGAAAAUUGCGGAACUUGCGUGGAUGGGGAAAACGGCUACACCUGUACUUGUGCUCCUGGUUAUGAAGGGGAUCAUUGUGAAACGGGUGUUCUUGAUGUGUCCACCUUUGUGAACCCUGAUGACCACAUUCUGGUGGUAGUCACGGAGGAGGGCAAUGUCAUACAGGUUCAAGGAGGUAAGACAGACGAAGGAGCUGCGACCUCGGUUGAGUCCCUUACCCAGACCACAGCUUGUGGAGACCAGAUCACUGUCGGCUUCUACACGAACACUGAUCUUGUCCAAUCCGUGUCGACGUCAUCAGGAGUCUCCAUGACGUUCACGUGGACUGAUGACAGAGUCUACGUCACCGCUUCGGCACAGAACUCCAGUUUUGAGCUCAACGUGGUGGUUGACCUGGAGCCAAGUGACGUGUCAGCUGGAACGCCUUCGUCUGAAACAACAAUGGUACCUGAGCCCCCAACACAAGACGACGGGCUGAUAAAAAUCGCAGUGGAUUCUGCGAAGAAUGUUGAGCCGGUAACCCAAGGAUACCAGAAUACACGGCAGACAACCAUGCCGUCCUCGGUGGAUGAUUACGACUACAAUUACGGUGGUGAGGACUAUGGAGAAUCGUUUACUGAAGCCUACCAGAGCAUAACAUUUGAGACUACCGUGCCGUCCACGGAGUAUUAUCCCGAGACGUCGGGGUCGGGACUCAGGAUUCCCGUCCGGGUUACCUGGUGUGAUCAGGCAACAAACCACGUGACUGUCAAGGCGUUUGGCUAUAAAGGUUUAGACGCAGCUGCCGACACUUCGUCUUUGUCCCCGGACAUGGAGUACCGUGUUGUCCCGACAGGUGGAGCCGGACAGUUUGAGAUAGUCGUCCCGGCCACCCCCGCUAACUCUUCUGAGGAGGUGGCUCAAACCGUGUGUGACAGCGUCAGUCGGGUGGUAGAGGGCACGUGCGCCGCCUUCUUCAGCAUCCCUUCUGCAACGGGCGGAACCAUCUGUAACGAGGUCGCCAACGCAGCGCAAUUCCUCACGACGCACACAGACGUGGAGAGGACUCUCGUCCUGGCUGCCUGUUCGGGAGGUUUCGGCGUCGUUCACGCGUUCUGCGACACCAUUGGCUUUAAUGCAACGGAAGAAGAAGCAUCAUCUGAUCUCUGUGAAAUGGUUACGGGAACGGUUGACUCGUUUUCGCCGGAGCCGGUGCUUGUUGUCCCGAAGGCCGUGUUUUCUACUGGUGAGGAGGUCUCGGUUCCAGGAAUGGUCGUAUCUCCUGGAAAUGUCAACAAAACGCUUCCUGUCUUCAGUAUCUCCUACAGAAGUGCUCACGUGAUCUCUAAUGUCCGAAUCAGACCACGUGAUCCCGCCCCUGGGGAGAACUACCGCGUGCGCGCCACGUUCGUCUGUACCGACGACACUACCGUGGCCACGAUAGAGAUAGUUGGAUCAGACGAUUACCGUAAAAGGGUACAGUGCACAGGCGCCAUCUCGAAGUGUAUCCUGACGGUACCCGGGGGAGACGAGCUCGUACGUGACCGCGUCACCAUCACACUGAGCUCAGACGGCAUGCAGGACAUCUCCAAGGAGUACAUCAUCAGUUUCUGA